AUGUCUGACAACAAACCAACAAACACCGCCCUCGUCACCGGCGCCACCGGCCUCCUAGGCAGACAAGUCGUCAGGGCCCUUCAAGGCCUGAGCGUGCCUACUGAACUUAGCUCCAAGGCUGACUGGACGUGGGAAGUCGAGGGGACGGGAUUCUCCAGGGCGGAUGGGGUGAAUGUGCUCAAGGUGGAUCUGGAGAAAGGGGAGGAGGUGGAGAGGGUUUUGGGAGAUGUUAGCCCUCAAGUCCUCGUCCACUGCGCCGCCAACCGCUUCCCUGACAAGGUCGACGCCGACCCUGAAGGCACCCGACUUCUCAACGUGGAAGCUACUCGCACUCUCGCCCGGGCUUGUGCUUCCCGUGGUAUCCUCCUCAUCUACAUCUCUACCGACUACGUCUUCUCCGGAAAGCCAGGCGAGGCACCUUACGAGGCCGAUGCUGCCACGGGCCCCACUAACCUCUACGGCGUUACCAAGCUGGAUGGCGAGAAGGCUGUGAUUGAGGAGUUCUCCAAGGCCGGCAAGGAGGGGUUAGGUGUGGUGAUGAGAGUACCCGUGCUGUAUGGCAAGACGGAGGAGGGCAGGAAUGAGGAGAGUGCGGUCAAUGUCCUUUUGGAUGCAGUCUUGAAGGCGCAAGAGGGAAAGAAGGUCAAGAUGGACCAUUGGGCGCUGAGGUUCCCCACUAACACGGAGGACGUCGGUAGGGUUUGUCGGGACGUCGCGGUCAAGUACCUGUCAACCAGCGAAGCCGAGAGGACAUCGCUACCGAGAAUCCUCCAGUUCUCGGGUGAGGAACAGUAUACCAAGUAUGAGAUGUGCCAGCUUUUUGCUGAGAUCUUGGGACUUCCCAUUGAUAACAUUGAGGCGAACACGGAGGGGAACGACCCGAACGCGAGCGUUCAGCGUCCGUAUGACUGCCACCUCAGCACUAAGGUGCUCAAGGAUCUGGGUAUCGAUGUCUCGGCUCAGGACUUUGUUGCCUGGUGGAGGAGAGAAUUAAGAGCUUUCCGCCAUUAA
Neurospora tetraspora is the source of this 1011-nucleotide messenger RNA. RefSeq lists its product as uncharacterized. The transcript has 3 exons. Gene Ontology annotation, cellular component: methionine adenosyltransferase complex. Gene Ontology annotation, molecular function: methionine adenosyltransferase regulator activity. The record is from RefSeq and is a predicted model, not a curated record. Gene Ontology annotation, biological process: S-adenosylmethionine biosynthetic process. Bases 1 to 1011 code for a protein of 336 amino acids. Lineage: Eukaryota; Fungi; Ascomycota; Sordariomycetes; Sordariales; Sordariaceae.